GGGCUGCAGCCCGGCGCGCCGGAGCCUGCGAGCCCGCGAGCCAGCGAGCGGCGGCUGCGGCCUCCCCUGCGCGCAGCUACCCGAGCGUCCCGGCCCGCGGCCCCGCUAACCCCGGGGCCCGCGCCCCCGCGGCAGGGAUGCAUCAUGGCCACGCUGGCUUGCCGGGUGCAGUUCUUGGACGACACGGACCCUUUCAACAGCACCAACUUCCCCGAGCCCAGCCGGCCGCCGCUGUUCACGUUCCGCGAGGACCUCGCGCUCGGCACCCAGCUGGCGGGGGUCCAUCGACUGCUGCGGGCGCCGCACAAGCUGGAUGACUGUACUCUGCAGCUCUCUCACAAUGGCGCCUACCUGGAUUUGGAGGCCACCCUGGCAGAGCAGCGGGAUGAGUUGGAAGGCUUCCAGGAUGACGCUGGGCGGGGCAAGAAGCACAGCAUCAUCCUAAGGACGCAGCUGUCCGUGAGGGUCCAUGCCUGCAUCGAAAAACUAUACAACUCCAGUGGACGAGAUUUGAGAAGGGCCCUUUUCUCCCUGAAGCAGAUAUUUCAGGAUGACAAGGAUUUGGUACAUGAAUUUGUAGUGGCUGAAGGUCUGACAUGUUUGAUCAAGGUGGGAGCGGAGGCUGAUCAGAACUAUCAGAACUACAUCUUAAGGGCUUUGGGCCAGAUUAUGUUGUAUGUGGAUGGAAUGAAUGGAGUAAUAAACCACAAUGAAACCAUUCAGUGGCUGUACACUCUCAUUGGGUCAAAGUUCCGCCUGGUGGUGAAGACAGCCCUGAAGCUGCUGCUCGUCUUUGUAGAGUACUCGGAGUCCAACGCGCCUCUCCUAAUUCAGGCUAUCACUGCUGUUGACACGAAAAGAGGUGUCAAACCUUGGUCAAAUAUCAUGGAAAUCCUGGAGGAAAAAGAUGGAGUUGAUACAGAGCUACUGGUUUAUGCAAUGACUUUGGUGAACAAGGUUUUCUGGGUCCCUGACAAUAGUGAACGCUCUUACAAAGCAGGCAGAGGGAGAGGCACAAAGAAAUGGCUGGAGACCGUGUGUGAAUUUAACCUGGACAGGGGUUCCUCGAUCUGCCCUCCACACUCAGUGGGAAGGAGGGAACUGCAGGGCAUUCCUGAAGCUAACCCAAAGUCAGAUGUUGAUUCAUCAGACAGCGAGGCUCUUCUGUGUGCCAGGGUAGAGAUGAAUGAGAAAAUAAGAUCUGACCCCGAAAUGUCAUCACCGAGUGGUCUUCUCACAUCAUCCUUCAGGCAGCACCAAGAGUCACUGGCAGCAGAGAGAGAGAGGCGGCGGCAGGAGAGAGAAGAAAGGUUGCAGAGAAUAGAGCGGGAAGAAAGAAACAAAUUCAGCCGAGAUUAUUUAGACAAAAGAGAGGAGCAAAGGCAAGCAAGAGAAGAAAGAUACAAAUACUUGGAACAGUUGGCAGCUGAGGAACACGAGAAGGAGCUGAGAAGCCGGAGUGUGAGCCGGGGCAGAGCCGACCUCUCCUUGGACCUGACCUCGCCGGCAGCCCCAGCCUGCCCGGCUCCUCUGAGCCAUAGCCCCUCAUCUUUAGACUCUCAAGAGGCUCUCACAGUGUCUCUCUCCUCCCCAGGAACCCCUCACCAUCCCCAAGCAAGUGCCGGGGAUCCUGAGCCCGAAUCAGAGGCAGAACCGGAACCAGAGGCAGGGGCAGGGCAGGUUGCUGAUGAAGCUGGCCAGGACAUAGCCUCUGCCCACGAGGGUGCAGAGACCGAAGUGGAGCGGGCACUAGAGCAAGAGCCGGAAGAAAGAGCCUCCCUCAGUGAAAAAGAGAGACAGAACGAGGGGGUGAACGAGAGGGACAACUGCUCUGCCUCCAGCGUCUCGUCCUCCAGCAGCACAUUGGAGAGGGAGGAGAAGGAGGACAAGCUCUCCGGGGACAGGACAACCGGUUUGUGGCCCGCAGGUGUCCAGGAUGCAGGUGUAAAUGGACAGUGUGGCGACAUCCUCACCAACAAACGGUUCAUGCUUGACAUGCUGUAUGCCCAUAACAGGAAGACUCCGGGUGAUGAGGAGAAGGGGGAUGGGGAGGCCGGGAGGACCCAGCAGGAGGCAGAGGCAGUAGCCAGCCUUGCUACCAGAAUAUCCACCCUGCAGGCCAACUCUCAGACCCAGGAUGAGAGCGUCAGGAGGGUGGACGUCGGCUGUUUGGACAAUCGGGGCAGUGUGAAAGCAUUUGCUGAGAAAUUCAACAGCGGGGACCUGGGGAGAGGUUCUGUCUCCCCUGAUGCUGAGCCCAAUGACAAGGUCCCAGAAACAGCGCUGGUGCAGCCAAAGACAGAGUCUGAUUACAUCUGGGACCAACUCAUGGCCAAUCCAAGAGAACUCAGAAUCCAAGACAUGGAUUUCACUGACCUGGGGGAGGAGGAUGACAUUGACGUCCUAGAUGUGGACCUAGGUCACAGGGAGGCCCCUGGGCCACCUCCCCCACCCCCACCCACCUUUCUGGGUUUGCCGCCCCCACCCCCACCACCCCUGUUGGACAGCAUCCCUCCCCCUCCUGUCCCCGGUAAUUUAUUGGCUCCUCCUCCUCCAGUGUUCAACGCUCCUCAGGGCUUAGGGUGGUCCCAGGUACCCAGGGGUCAGCCCACAUUCACUAAGAAAAAGAAGACCAUCCGUUUGUUCUGGAAUGAAGUUCGGCCUUUUGACUGGCCAUGUAAAAACAACCGACGCUGCAGAGAAUUCCUGUGGUCAAAACUGGAACCCAUUAAGGUGGACACUUCCAGACUGGAGCACCUGUUUGAGUCUAAAUCCAAGGAACUGUCUGUCUCAAAGAAAACUGCUGCAGAUGGAAAAAGGCAAGAAAUCAUUGUUCUGGAUUCCAAGAGGAGUAACGCCAUCAAUAUUGGUCUGACGGUGCUGCCUCCUCCAAGGACGAUUAAGAUCGCCAUUUUGAAUUUUGAUGAGUAUGCCUUAAACAAAGAAGGAAUCGAGAAAAUUCUAACGAUGAUUCCCACUGACGAGGAGAAGCAGAAAAUCCAGGAAGCUCAGCUGGCCAACCCUGAAAUCCCCUUGGGCAGUGCAGAGCAGUUCCUCCUCACCCUCUCCUCCAUCAGUGAGCUCUCUGCACGACUUCACCUCUGGGCAUUCAAAAUGGAUUAUGAAACUACAGAAAAGGAAGUAGCAGAACCACUCCUGGACCUGAAGGAAGGAAUAGACCAGUUGGAGAACAAUAAAACCUUGGGCUUUAUCCUGUCUACUCUCUUAGCCAUUGGAAACUUUCUAAAUGGAACUAAUGCCAAAGCGUUUGAGUUAAGCUACCUCGAGAAGGUUCCAGAAGUCAAAGACACAGUGCACAAGCAGUCGCUUCUCCACCACGUGUGCACCAUGGUGGUGGAAAACUUCCCAGACAGCUCCGAUCUGUACUCGGAGAUCGGGGCCAUCACCAGGUCAGCCAAGGUUGACUUUGAUCAACUUCAGGAUAAUUUAUGUCAGAUGGAGAGAAGAUGCAAGGCUUCAUGGGAUCACCUCAAGGCAAUUGCAAAACACGAAAUGAAACCAGUUUUAAAACAACGGAUGUCAGAGUUCCUGAAAGACUGUGCAGAGCGAAUUAUAAUUUUAAAGAUUGUCCAUAGAAGGAUAAUCAACAGAUUCCACUCCUUUUUACUCUUUAUGGGCCAUCCACCUUACGCAAUUCGGGAAGUGAACAUAAACAAAUUCUGCAGGAUCAUUAGUGAAUUUGCACUGGAGUAUCGCACAACCAGGGAAAGGGUUUUGCAGCAGAAACAGAAACGGGCCAACCACAGAGAAAGAAAUAAGACCAGAGGGAAGAUGAUCACUGAUUCCGGCAAGUUUUCCGGCAGUUCUCCGGCGCCCCCAAGCCAGCCGCAGGGUCUGAGCUAUGCGGAGGAUGCGGCUGAGCACGAGAACAUGAAGGCUGUACUGAAAACCUCGUCCCCCUCCGUGGAGGACGCCACCCCCGCGCUGGGCGUCCGCACACGCAGCCGAGCAAGCCGAGGAUCCACUAGUUCCUGGACUAUGGGAACUGAUGACUCGCCCAAUGUCACAGACGAUGCAGCUGAUGAGAUCAUGGACCGCAUCGUCAAGUCAGCCACCCAAGUGCCCAGUCAGCGAGUGGUGCCGAGGGAGAGGAAACGAUCCCGGGCCAACCGGAAAUCUUUGCGAAGAACCCUGAAGAGCGGCCUGACCCCGGAAGAAGCCAGAGCCCUGGGCUUGGUUGGCACCUCAGAGUUGCAGCUGUGACACUCAUGGGGUACUCCCAGGAGUGUGCUGAGCAGAAGGCAAGCUCUUGCUGGAUGAAACCUCUCCAGGUGGGGUUGGGGAGACUUGACAUUAACAUCCAACAGUUUGAAAAGGGAGAGCUCAAUUCCCAGUGUCACCCCAUGGCUUGUGUUGCCUGCUACGCAUUGACUUGGAUCUCCAGGAGUCCCCUGCACAUGCUUUCUCCAUCGUGUCAGCUGUGUUUUUCUUGAUUCCAUGACACCCGGUUUUAUUAGUUCCAAAGUGUGACACCUUUUCUGGGCAAGGAACAGCCCCUUUAAGGAGCAAAUCACUUCUGUCACAGUUAUUACGAUAAUAUGAGGCAAUCUGAUUAGCUUCACAGACUGAGUCUCCACAACACCAAAAUAUCCAGAUGUAAACCCCAAACUUGUACACAAAAGAAAGCACAGAUUGUUUACCAGUUGUGGAUUUUAGAUGUACCAAAUGUUUAUACAAAUACAUAAAUGUACACCAUGUUUCAAAUACUAAAUAAAUAGAGUUUAAUGCCAUAA
Chlorocebus sabaeus (green monkey) is the source of this 4754-nucleotide messenger RNA. Lineage: Eukaryota; Metazoa; Chordata; Mammalia; Primates; Cercopithecidae. The record is from RefSeq and is a predicted model, not a curated record.